Molecule: messenger RNA, 7875 nt
Organism: Mauremys reevesii (Reeves's turtle)
Lineage: Eukaryota; Metazoa; Chordata; Testudines; Geoemydidae
Gene: FRMD8
Product: FERM domain containing 8
Exons: 11
Coding region: 254-1651 (465 amino acids)
Biological process (GO): negative regulation of canonical Wnt signaling pathway
Cellular component (GO): cytoskeleton; plasma membrane
Source: RefSeq, a predicted model, not a curated record
GGUUCGUACCUCGGCACCACAAACCUGCCCGGAACCAGGUUAACCCACAAAUCGAAUUCCGGUGCGGGCGCCGCCGCCAAUCGUCAGGCUCGGCGAGGCGAAUCUCCGUGACGUCACACAGCCAGCGGCGGGCGGGGAUUGGGCGGGACAUCCCUCCCUCUAGCUUCCGGGGCUCGCCGCCCGCGCUGCUUCCAGCUGCACAGACCCAGGCAGGGAGCGGGAGAGAUUCGGGCGGGCGGCGAGCGACGGCGCCAUGGAGAUGGAAGGCGCAGAUGGGGCUGCUGUCCCCCCCAGCUUGGCCGAUCGCUCCCAUCGAAGCAGCAUCUCCUCCAUGUGUGCCCGAUCGGUGGAUGUCCUGGUAUAUCUGAUCGAUGACACUGUGGUGCAGCUGAGCGUGGACAGUCUGAUGUCUGUCACUGUUCAUGAGCUACAUCGCAUCGUCCGGGACGCCCUGCAGCUUCCUGAAUAUGCCAUGGAAGUCUUCGCCCUGUGGCUCAUCUCUCCCUUGCUUGAGGUGCAGCUGAAGCCGAAGCACCAGCCAUACAAGCUGUGCCGCCAGUGGCAGGAGCUGCUCUUGCGUUUCACGGAUUGCCAGGAGGAUGAGAUCAUGCAGGAUGAGCCUUCCCUGCAGUUCAGAAGGAACGUGUUUUUCCCGAAGAGAAGGGAGCUGCAGAUCGAAAACGAGGCUGUCCUGCGGCUGCUCUACGAAGAGGCCAAGUUCAACAUCCUGGAGGGACGCUACCCGUGUGACGUGGAGGACUGCGAGCAGCUGGGGGCCCUGGUCUGCAGGCUGCAGCUGGGUCCCUACGACCAGGACCAGCAUACGGCCUGUGCCUUGAAGGAGAAGCUGGAGGCCUUCCUGCCUGCUCACCUGUGCCGGCGGGGGCACAGCCUGCUGACGGCACUAUGGAAGCGGGGGGCCAAGCAGCCAGCCUACGAGCAGGGGCUGCUCCAGGCCUACCAAGCAGUGCGGGAGGAGGCAGCCUGCGAGGAGCCUGAGGCUCUGCGCCAGCACUACCAGGCCUAUCUGCAGAGGUGCCACCAGCUGCCAUACUAUGGCUGCGCUUUCUUCUAUGGGGAGAUUGACAAGCCAGCCCAGGGCUUCCUGCACCGGGGAGGGCGCAAGGCAGUGUCGGUCGCCAUCAGCCUGGAGGGUGUGUACGUCAUGGAUAGCAAGGAGAAGCACGUCUUACUGGGCCUGCGGUUCCAGGAGCUCUCGUGGGACCACACGUACCCCGAUGAGGAGGAGGAGCACAUCCUCUGGCUGGAGUUCGAUGGGGAAAACGAAGGGACCCUGGUCAACAAGCUGCUGAAGAUUUACUCCAAGCAGGCAGAGCUGAUGAGCGGCCUUAUCGAGUACUGCCUGGAGCUGAACGCAGCAGCGGAGGCAUCGGCCCUGGAGAACAGCACCCUCCAGAGCCCCACGCUGCCACCUCUGGCCAACAAGCAGCGCCCCAAGCUGCGACGGCAGAACAGCGUGGUCUGCAGCCGCAUCCAGCACCUCGCCACCAUAGACUACAUUGAGGAUGGUAAAGAGAUCAAGCGUGUGAAACCCAAGCGGACGGCCUCCUUCUUCACCCGCCAGUUCUCGCAUGGCGCUACCUCCUACUCAGCUGUGCAGGCUCCAGCGGAGAGCCUGGAGCAGGGCUGAGUGCCGUCUUCGCCGGUGCACAGGGAGCAAUGGACCGAUCCAUCUAGGGGCAUGCCCUGUGCCCAGCACGCUGGCUCUCCUCCUAGUGCCUCUCUAAGUUAUUCUGUGUUAAUUUAUACCAGUGGGAUCCCAGCUUGCUGCAUCAAAAGUCUCUCUAUUGCAGCCAUUCCAGCCUGAGCCCUCAGGUGCCUGGGCUCUUCUGGUUAUGUUGCUUUGAGUGUUCUCUGCAGCUGGGCAGUGACAUCCCCUCCCUCCCCUGGGUGGUGGAAGCCUCCCGGUGUGGUUCUACUGUAUGUGUGCUGGCACACCGCUGUUGAUCUCACUUGGCACCGAUGUAAAUGAGGGGAAGAGCAGCCAUGUCACCUCGCCGAGCCACCUCGCCGAGCCACCAUUGCUCUGAGAUCAUCUCUUCCCUCCCCCCCCCACUCCCGGCGCUCCUAGACCUCUGAGAGCUGCCCUGAUGGUGAGCAUGCUCUGCAUCGUUCCUGCCUCAGAGCUCUGAGUCUCUCCCCCCCGGGGUGAAGUGUCCCGUCAGCACUGGCUUCAUGGAGUGCAGGACCAGAACCUGCCUGCAUGUGCCCAUCAGUUCAGCACAUCAGGGUCCUGCAGCACCUCGCUUGUCCUGAAUGAGGAACUCUCCUGUCUCUGAAUGUCACCUCCCUUGAGGGGAGGGAUUCAUCCGGUCUCCCGCGCAGGGCGGGAAGGGCUGCGCCGCGUUGGUUCAUUCCACAUCUGAUAGAAUAUUGAGGUGUCUUGGCUAUAUCCCCUGGUGGAUCGUUCCAUUUUCCAACCUGUGUGGGAGUCGGAUGGGGAAGGGGGAUAGUGAUUCUGACAUAACCCCGCCUGCGUUUCUGGGUGAACUGAUUGCGUAGCAGCUUUAAGACCUUUUGCAAUCCAGCUGGGGAGUCUGAUUUCAAAGCUGGCCUCACCUCUGGUCCAUGGCUAAUUCAGUCCAGGAGAGGUAGGCACGAGGUGUUCAGUGAAGUGAAGCGGGGAAGACUGCUUUGCUGCCGACGCUUCACUGAGAAACAAGCCUCCUGGGCCUAUCAGCUCAGGACAUCUCACCAGCCCUAAAAAUCCCUUCCUGGCUCCUGCAUCUACUUCCUGCCCCAGGAACUCAGCCCGCUUUUUGGAGGGGUUUGUACGUAUCGCCCUUUCUGUUGAUGGGAUAUUUUUCUCGAUGGCUGGACAAGUGAGUUGCUGGUGCAGGAAAUGGGUGACUCCCCCACAUGAAGACUUGUUCAGCUGUGAAGGAGACACGCUGGGGUAUUAACACAAAGGAUCAGUAAUUGACUGCAGCAGGUUUCCUCGCUGGACGUGCAGCUGUUGGAAGGAACAAGCUCCUUGCCUUUCUGAGGCUGCUGGUUGGUCUAUUUCAAGUUGGGUGUGGUGACAUAUGCCAGGGGUCCAAACUGCUUUGCCCUAUCCGUUCAGUACACAGAGGCUGUUUUGAACAACUCCGCCUGUGUCUGUGGUUUGGACUUGAGCCAAAGGGGGGGUUGAGAUACACCAGCCCUGUUAACUUUAACAAGAGCUGUGCAUCUAAAUCUCUUGCUUCAUUUUUGAAAAUCUUAGCCUUAAAACCCCAGCACUGCACACUUUCCUGUGAGUGCUUUAUUUCCCUAAUGGGGAAGAGCUCUAAUGGGUGCUUAUUAAAUGACUGUGUUGCUUGUUAACCUCCCUCCCCCUUUUUAAAUCUGCACUGUGCAAUCUAGGGUAGGUGGAGACAUCCUUUUAAUAUGGAAAAAAACCUUUCAGGGUGGGAUGUUUAAAGGGACAGAGGGGAUUUAGUCUCUGAACGCCUGUUGAAUUUCACUGGGAAUUGGGUGCUGAUUGGAAACCUUAGCCUUGCUUACUGCAGUGCUGUUUGGAGAGUGGGGAGCAAGCUGAGAGUGUGAAAGUGGAAUAAGUCAAUUUCCCCAUCUAGACAAAUCCUUGGUGGCUGGCAGUGGCUUUGUGUGCGUGGGCAAUCUGGGGGAGGAGGGACGUCACCCAGGGGUAUUGAGAAUCUUAAGCCAUACAGACCUGCCAGCCACACACCUCAGCUGCACAAGCACAGCACACACUGCUGUGCUCCCCAGUCUCCAUCAUGCACGUCACCUUGGAAAUCUCUCUCCUAUGGCAGCGAGGGUUUUCCAGGGAUUGUACCACGACAGUUCGCUUGCCUUCUCAGCACACCCCACCAGGGAACCAGAUGUUCCUGCUCAUGGACUGAGCCUGAAUGGCAGUUCAUUCCCCUGCGCUGCCUAGAGAGGGUAAACGGCCAUAAGCUAUAGAUCUAAACUGCUUAUCCCGUGUUAGCAGCACUUGUGCCAAAAAAGCUUUGCCUUCUUCCCCUGGGGGUUGGCAGCUGAGCCCAUGGUGCAGUUGGGGUCAGGCUGGCAUUCUGAGCUCAGUGCCUUAGAUUUCCAAAGGGUUUCAGGCACCAACUCCCAUUGAAUUUCAAUGGGAUUCCCUUCGCUCCUUUGGGGGAAAGCACUAGUCCCCAUCUGUUGGCUUUGAGCACUUGUUGAUGCUAAUCCGGCAUCCAAACUGAUCAGCAAUCAGACUGCUUGGGACUGUCACUGCCUAGGGGGUUGAAGUGUUCAUCUCGGGUUUCCCUUGGGAAUUUCCAAGUGGUCUUGUCCUCCGUUCCUUUGGGCCCUCCUGGCAUUGCAGCGUCGCUAAGCGCUGAUGUUGCUGAUCCAGUGGCAGCAGGAGUGGGAGGUGUAGGCAGACUUUCCUCUGGGGCAGAGUUUGUUCACAGAUCGUAAGGUAGAAAGAUGGAGUUUUUCCGUGUGUUACCAAGUGGCUUGGCUGGUUUCAGAACCUGUUUGACAGCAAAAGUGUAAGGGUGGGGGGGGAGAUUCAGUUUGGGGAAGGGAAAAAAUUAGGCUCCAAUUAUUUUUAGGGUUGGCUGGAAAAGCUGCAGCACUUAGAGGAAGCAGGCCAGCUGCUUUGCCAGGGCUGGCUGCGUUUGCACCCAAAUGGCAUGCAAAGCUUUGGUUCUUGUCAGGGACAGCCUGCGUGUUGGGAGGGCUGGCUUGGUGCUGACAGAGGCAUUGAUGCCGCAGGCUUUUAGAUACGGCACGGUGGAAGCAUCAGUGGGUUAGCUGGGCCCAACUAACAACUUGUCUAACUUCCCUCUGGCUUUGUAGCAUGUGCAGUCCCAUGAUUAGUGUAUUUCUGGAGUGUGUGCCGCUGCCUUAGUGCUAGGAUCCAAGUGUUGGGCUCUGUCUGUCUCAUCUCAGUGGGAAAGGUGGUCUGCUAGAGGGACUUCAUAAAUGAUUUUGCUCCAGCCCUAGGUUCAUCUGGGUCCUGGGCUGAUUUCUAGCUCUGCCAGCCAGUGCUCCGGCUCCAGCCGUUCUCCCAGUAUGAUGGCACUGCCCGUUCUGCUUCCAAGCCACAUUUGUGAUCAGCUCUGUUUUUCCGCAGAGUUGUUCUGACCCAGUUAGCAUCUUGUGCUCACUUUGUGCUGUGGUUCCUGUUAGUGCAAAGGUGCAGGACUGCGGUGAAUCUAGUUCCAAGCGCUGAAUGGAGCGGAAAUGGGGGUUGCUAGUGAUUUGAGUAAAAAUAAAAAACUGUGCAAAAAAAUACAGGGCAUAAUCCUGUUUCAAACUGGGGGUGGGGUGGGGCUUAGAACCUUCCCUGGGGUACCUGGCAGUUUCUCACUGUACUGCAGAGUCAACAUGUUAAUGUGAGCAUUGAAAUGGUACGCCACAGAACGCAUCCCAGUUUCACUGUGGUGAAAGAAAAGUACGCUGGUUAAAAGUGACAGCCAUGUUCUCUGGGCAGGAGAACUCUGAUAUCCCACAUGCAAAGGCUGGGCUCUGUCUUGUGCCACGGGACUGAAGCACAAGCCUUUGUGAGACAGACAUGGAUUCUUGCAGAUUUGGAGUGGAGCACGGGGGGAACUGCUGCAGCUGUGAAUGAGCCACAGGUCAGCUAAACACGAGGGCUCUGGAUUUCAGUAGUGAGUCUGGGGGAAGUCCAGCCUGAGACUCCUCCAAUGGGACUGGAUUUUCAAAGAGCAGCUGGUCAGCAAUUCCUGCAAACGAGGCCCCUUUUAAGGGUAGCCAAAAGUUGAAGCACCCAAAAUCCUUAGUCACUGUUGAAAACUCUUGAGGAUCAUUCAUGUUAAACCUGAGUGUCUGAACCCUGAAUACUCUGGGCUGUUAUGUCAGUAGAAGGCACCUUGAAGCAUCUUCUCUUUAAUGCCACAAAAGCUUUCAAAGCAGACAAAAUGCCUUCGUUCUGCAUCUGAUGCAAGGUCCACUGCAGUGCCAAGUGGGUGUGAAACACCGCUGGGUCCUUGCAUGCACUCUGGUAAAAUUGCUACAUGAGGCUGAUGGAACUAGGCCCAAAGGUUCCAGUCCCCCUCUGCGAUUGGAUUCAGGCUGAGUUGGCGCUUUGGCCAGUGCCUGUUUUGUGAUCAGCUUUGGGGACUGCCAUGGGGGCUUUUAAAAACGCUGAGCUUGGCCUUCAUUCUGCACUUCCCGAUCAGCCUGUGGUUAGCAGGUUGGGAGGGGCCGAGGGAGAAAAUAGUUUGCCUCUUAGCCAUUUGCAACUGCUGGUGCUCGCGUAACUGCAUUCCUCCUUUUACUAGGUCAUACGUCACAUCCUUCUGAAAAUGACCCCACAGUUCUUGUUACAAACUAAAGGGAAGACUUUUAAAAAGCUCCUGAGCGAUUUUGGAGCACAGAUCUCUCUGAAUCGCCUGAUACUUGUGCUCCUAAACACCAGGCCAUGCUUCAAAAUUCCCCCCUUAAUGAUUAAAAUUGGGCAAAAUGUUUUUUUGUUUUGUUUUUGUAAACCCAUUUUAUAUUUUUUCUCUUCUCUUAAGGGCAGUUAGUUACAAGUCAGUUUCAUACUGAGGUUUUCAUACGCUUGCACAAUGGCUGCAAUGUUUUGGGUUUGCAAGAUUUUUUUUAAACAAUGUAAACACUGCUGUUGGUUUGAGGUUUGGCUAAAAACGCAGGAGGGUGUUUUAACUACACUUGGGCAACCUCUGGACCCACUUCCUCUCAUUUUUGGAAGGCAAAGGGCUACUGUUUUGGUUUCACAGAUGCAAAUAAUGCUCCCUAGUACUUUACAGAUGAUCACCUGGUGUGUCUUCCUACCCUUCCCCCAGCAUAUUUCACAACAGCUGCAAGAAGACAGCUUUGGACUCUGACGCACUUGUCCAGAUUUUCACUGAAGCUGUGCUGUUUACAGCACCUGGAAUCACUGUAUUGCUUUAGACCAGCGGAUGUUCUGGCCCAUUAUCAACAUAAAACUCCAUAUUAUUAACAUAGGUUUUGAAAAACCUACAACACUAACUAGUUGCCACAUGGAGAAUUUGGAAGAGCCACUAUAUUUUUCACAAAUGAUCCUGUGUCUCACUUUUGCAUUUACCAUUAAAGUUAAACUGGUCGGUUUCCCUUUUCGGCAUCAGUUCACUUUCUCCUUCUGAUGCUAUUGUACUGUAUUUGGGUCUCUGAAUGUCAUUUAAAUCCAAAUAACUUUGUCACUGACUUGUUUGAUUUAAAAAUUCCAAAAAAUGUCUAUUCACACUAAGCUUUGUAAACCUUCCCCUUUGUUUUGUAUAGAGUGAAUUUUGGGUUCUGUGCAUACAUGGUCCUUUCAUUCCAGCCUUCUUGUCUGUUUAAUUCUAGAAGUCUGUGGAGUGAGAUACAUAUUUUUCACUCUUGGCAAGAUCGCCUGUCAUGUUUGUCUGGUGCCAUGAUGCCUUUCGGGAUAAAAUUGCCAACAUGUGUCUUAAACCACAAUCCAUACAGUUGGGUCUAAGAUCAGUAUAUGCCCAGCACUUUGUAAAUGUAUCUUCAAAGGCAGUGCCAUGGAAGGAAAUUGACUGAAAUGUAUUCUCUCUGGUAGCCAGUAAGCAAAUCAUUCUAAUGUUACCUGGAGGAGUUGUGCUUUCCAGGCUGGAUUCUGCCCUCAGAGACCCGAGUUUGUAAUGGAGAAUCAAGCCAAUAAUCACUAUACACAUCUGUCUGAACUGUAUCAUUCUGUCUUGAGCUCAUUGCAUCUUGUAUCCGGAAGUGUUAAUUUUGUGUGUGUGUGUUUGAAUUCCCCUGAACUGGAAAUAUGUCAUACCUAUCUAUGAUAUGCAACACAAAAUGGCCUUCUCUUUUUACUGAUUUCUGUGUGAAUUUCAUUUUUACAAAAAAAAAAUUGUGUACAUACUAAUAUUUUUCUUUUGUAUGCUACAGAUCACUCAUAAUAAAGAGGCUGUUUUCAACAAA